Messenger RNA from Marchantia polymorpha subsp. ruderalis, 2858 nucleotides. NCBI's taxonomy places the organism in Eukaryota, Viridiplantae, Streptophyta, Marchantiopsida, Marchantiales, Marchantiaceae. The record is from the annotation of a GenBank genome assembly.
GGCGGAAAUGCUGAGAGGGGAUGAGAGGGGAGGAGUAACAUGUAGCGGGGCGCUGGCCGAUGGUGCGGCCCCCAGUGCGACGGACGCGUAAGAGCAUGAUGAGGCAGGGAAGCGCGACGGGAACCGAGGUUUGUGGUGCUAAGACGAGGGCUGGGUUAGGGAUCCAACGAGGGAAGUGGCGGGGGCCUGUAAUGAUGGAGUAGGUAACAGAGUUGCGUGUUCUUGUCUUGUCAUAGCGCAGCUGCAGGUUCUGUUGGCGAGCAGAUAGUUGUGGAGGAGCCCGGCGAUCUGGAUGGACCGCCAUUCGUCGGCGGAGUAGUCGCUAGCACGGUUGUUUCUUUGUCGUGAGCUCGGCCACGAAUACAGGAGUGUAAAUUCCUGCUACUUAUUGAGGCGCGAUUCGGAAGGAGUGCGUGACGACGACGAGCCUGUCUUGCUUGUGCAGGCUGGAAGACACGUUUGCGCAACAGAACACAGGGGUUUCGUGGGGGAGCGACGGAGUGUUAGUGGAGUCUCGGCGGGUGCUCAUCGGACCAAGAGGAAAGGGGCCAGUUGCGCAGAGCAGCAGAGCAGCAGAGGAAAUUUGCGCUCGUGAGCACUCCUGCGCUCGUUCGGGUUUCGAGUUGGACUCCGAUCUGGGCAUCGGCAGGGCGUGGCUCAUCGAUUCGAGACGAGCAAGUGCUCGCGGACAGGGGUUUGAAUCUGUUGGAACACUUUCUGGUGCUGCCCUCUCCGAUGGGGGCGAAUGGAGCAGGAGGAGGCUGGGCAGGCUCUCGCGGGGGCGAUGGGCUUGUCCUGCAGAAAAUAUUGGGGACUGUGCUCUUAACGGCAGCCAUCUUGAGGCUCUCGUCGCAAUAUCUAGGGCCGCUUGCUCUUCCUCCCAUCUCCAACUUGCUUCCCAAUCUCGGCUUCUUUCAAAAGAAACAAAAGAAAGGCAAGAAGGUGAGGGUAUACAUGGAUGGCUGUUUCGAUAUGAUGCAUUAUGGACACGCCAACGCACUUCGUCAGGCACGGGCUCUCGGAGACGAACUGGUUGUAGGUGUUAACAGCGAUGAGGAGAUCAAAGCUAAUAAGGGACCACCUGUCAUGUCUAUGGAUGAGAGAGUUGUCAUGGUGAGCUCUGUCAAGUGGGUGGACGAGGUCAUCAAGGAUUCCCCUUAUGCAAUCAAUGAAGAAUUCAUGAACAAACUGUUUACCGAGUAUGGAAUAGACUACAUCAUUCACGGAGAUGAUCCAUGCCUGCUUCCAGACGGCAGUGAUGCAUACGCACAUGCCAAGAAGGCUGGUCGAUUCAAACAAAUCAAGCGAACCGAAGGAGUGUCCAGCACGGAUAUUGUUGGAAGGAUGCUUUUGUGCAUGCGGGAGAGGACCGUUUCAGAGGUUCCAAACCAUGCAUCCCUUCAGCGGCAGUUCAGCCAUGGGUCAGGGCAAGGUCAAGACAGUGGAACUUUGUCGUCUGGAACUCGCAUUUCACAUUUCCUUCCAACAUCUCGACGGAUUGUGCAGUUUUCGAAUGGGAAGGGUCCAAGACCUGAUGCACGAAUUGUGUACAUGGAUGGAGCGUUUGACCUUUUUCAUGCGGGACAUGUGGAGACAUUAAAACGCGCUAGAGAAAUGGGAGACUUUCUUCUUGUGGGAAUCCACACCGAUCAGACUGUGAGCUCACAUAGAGGACGUCAUCACCCAAUCAUGAAUCUUCAUGAGAGAAGCUUGAGUGUGCUCGCCUGUCGCUAUGUGGACGAGGUCAUUAUCGGAGCCCCUUGGGAAAUUACGAAGGAUAUGAUUACAACGUUCAAUAUAUCCAUAGUGGUACACGGAACUUGUGCCGAACCGAACGGGGAGCUAAAUGGUGAAGUUGACCCGUAUACAGCAGCCAAAGCAUUGGGUAUCUUCAAAAUUAUAGAGAGCCCACGGGAUCUAACCACUUCAACUAUUAUCAGGCGAAUCGUUUCUAAUCAUGAGGCAUACAAGAAACGGAAUGAGAAGAAAAAUCUCAGCGAGAAGAAAUACUACGAGGAUAAGAAAUAUAUCAACGGUGAUUGAUCAGAGUAGCUAUUAGGUAUUGGAUUUGUACAAUAUGUCAUGUCUUGUUGGGUGAUGGAGCAUUUCAAAAGAGAUUAAAUUUCAAACGCCUUUCGUCCCAGUCCGGUAAGGGAAGGUCAGUCUUUGAUAUCCGCAUCCGUUCUCAAUUUUCACAACGGGGCUGCAAAUUACACUGUCAUGUAGUCUUUCAGACUCAUGAAUCGCGAGGAGUCACCGAAUCACAGGCUCUGGUGUAUUCCGGAUAUUUGAACGUGAACAGUGUGAAGCCCUUCAUACUCUUCCUUGACAGGAAGUCACGUCUGGAUCAGCCAGCUAGGAAAUCACGGCAGGGAUGUAUGGCUUUCUUUCUGUACGUCCUUAUUAUUCUUUCACGAGGCGAUUGAAAUGGGGUCACCCACGUUAUACACACGCUUUAUCUGCGUCCUUUGGCAGUUAAAGAUGGUACAGGGUCAUCAUUCGAGGCAGCCUUUCGAGCUCGACCUCUUACGUUAUUGGCUACUUAGCAUGCAAAUUCGUGGGCCUUCCUUGGUUCAUGGUGGUUGUUUCACCUGAAGAAUCAUGUGAAAACUUGCUUUCAAACCUGGCAGACGUCUAUGCAGUGUAAGGUCUUGUCAUGAGCUCCUUGAGAAGGCUCUUUCUCGGAAUGAUAGAAAUUAUCCACCCGAAAGGUACAGGUGUAAUAGGUGAUGUAAUGUUUCGGCUCAACAGCAUUUUCUAAGAAGAGAAAGAGCAUUUUGUUAGUCUGUACCUUGUAAAAUUUUGACUAGGUCAAAGAUCGUUUCAUGUAUUCUAACAAGAAUGUCUUACCGGGAAAC